CCGCCGCGCGGAGCGCCGCACUGUCAAGCUGCCAGUCAACGGAACGCGGUCGGGGAGCCCGCCUCCCCCGCACGAACCGGGCGCGACGUAGCGCCGCAACUCCGGCGCUGCUGCUGUGGAAAGCAAGCAGCGGGUGCGCACACGGAUAAGCUGCGGACGCCGCGCCGCUCCGCGGCACCAGCGCGCGUGCGCAACGCGCCUCCUCUCCCAUUGGCCGCGCGUCACGUGCUUUUGACGUACGACGCGGCGCACGCUCCGAUUGGUCGCGCCGGGCGCGCGGGGGGCGGCUUGGCGCUGAGCCCGAAGCAUGGCCGCGCGGUCGGCGGUGCGCGCCAGCGGAGUGCCGGGAUGCAACGGGAGCAGCACGAUCCGCGCGAGCUGGAGCUCGCUGCGGCGGCAGCGGCCGCCGCCGCCGCCGGCGGCGAGUGGGCGUCGCGCUGGAGUCUCGAACCGCCGCCGCAGUGUCCGCCGCAACAGAGGGGUAACCCCGUGAACGUGGUCGGUGUGGUGGGCCCUCCGCCGCCGCCCGCGCCCGAGAGCCCGACGCAGCAACAGGUGGCCGCGUUAGCGGCGGGCAAGCGGAGCGCCGAGCAGCGCAUCCGAAGGCCUAUGAACGCCUUCAUGGUGUGGGCCAAAGGGGAACGCAAGAGGCUCGCCGACGAGAACCCGGACCUACACAACGCCGACCUCAGCAAGAUGCUGGGAAAAAAGUGGCGCAGCCUGACGCUGCAGGAGCGGCGGCCAUUCGUCGAAGAGGCCGAGCGGCUGCGGUUACAGCACAUGCAGGACUACCCCAAUUACAAGUACCGGCCUCGGAGACGCAAGCACGCCAAACGCGGGUCGCGUCGGGGUAGCCCGUCGCAGCCUGGUAGCCCCGACGAGGGUGGCGGCAACGGCGGCGGCCUCCAGACGCCUCCGGACUCGAGCCCAGCCCGGGGUAGCCCUCCGGACUGCAGUAGCCGUCUCAUGCCCGAGAUGCCGUACGAGACGCCCGUACCACCGACGCCCGAGUUGUCUCCGAUGGAACCCGAAGACUGCUGCGGUCCCAUAGACGACGGCACGGGCAGCCACCUGUCUCAGCUCAUGUGCAAGUUCAACGACAAGUCCAUGUUCCUCAAGAACAUCCGGCCGCCGUACCGGACCCACACGCAGAGGGGUCUCGGUCCUCCGGGUCUGACGCAGCAGCACCUCUGCACGACGGCCUCGACGACGUGCACCACGAGCGGCUACUCGUUCCAGAGGACGCCUCCGACGUCCUACUAUUCGCCCAUCUACGCGGCUACCUCCCCGUACGGUCCUCCUCAGGGGGAUCUACCGCAGGACGCCUACUACGGGGCUCCGGAGCACAUGUACGCGCCCCAGCCUCCGCAGGAGACGUUCCUGGAGCACAGCGACCUGGUCCAGUUCCUGGACGCCGCCACAGCCGCGUCGCCCGUCUGCACGACGGCGGGCGGCUACGCGCCACUGCCGCCUCUGGGUGCGGGCGACCACGCCACGUACGAGACGCUCGGCUCGGAGCCGCCACCGUGCGGCAUCGAGUACUCGACGAUGCCGCCGCAGCCGCACCACCCGUACGGCCUGUACACGACGCAUCACCACCACAGUCAUCACCAGCCAGAGCUGCACCACCAGGAGCCCGGAGCCGGAAUCAUCGCGGCCCUAGCCGAGACGCGGCACAUCAUGUCGUGAUGAUGACAGUAUUUUUUUGUCGUUGUUGUUGGAAGACGUGCUUUUUUUUCUCUCUCUCUAUCUUUCUCGUGUGUUUCUCCGCUGCCGUGGUGGAACCGCCGUUGACUCCAUCGUCUUCCGCGGUGUCUUCCAGGAGACCAAGACAGCGAGCUCCGUAGGUGCGUGCGUGUACCCGAGCAUGUUAUACGUGUGCGUGUGCCUGUGCUGUAUGUGUGAUCGAGAGAGCCUCCGCGCGCACGUGGCUUCCCCGUAUGCCCCCGCCGCCUGUACAGAAAAGAGACCCCUUCCUACUGCAGAGUGAAGCUGACGUUCACCGUUGUGCCUAUAUAACGCGGACCGUGCGUGUGUGUGUCUGUGUGCUGCAAGCCGCGCCGGCAAAGCGUCCUGAACGACGGAGAAGGUCCGUCACGGACUGCCUGCCGACAAAACCGCGGGGGAUCACCGCGGCGUUCGCUACGGUUGCGUGACCGCCGACAUGCACUCCUGAGCAUGCCUCGUCGACUGCUUCCCCCUCCCUCCCACCACUCGUCGUCGUCGUCGACGGGAUGAUGCUGUGCCGACGCCGCCGCUGCAGAACGUCGCUGAACGUAGUCGUCGGGCCUCCGCGAGCGUUGGGUCGCUGUUUGCUGUGAUCGCUGCACCACGUGAUCGGUCCCCCCCGCGAUGUGUAAAAAAACGAAAAAAAAAAAUGAAGCCAAAAAAUGGGGACGAAGAAGAGACGAGACGAGAAGAGAGAUGUUUUAUAUUAAAAAAGACGUGGUUGGCGCGAAAAAAAUAAGAAAACGAAAAAACGAGGCCUAACGACAUAGGCGUGCGCAGGGUUCUCCAUUAGGGGUGAGGCAAGCUUGACCGCAGCGCCUCCCCCCCUCCGAAAGAAAGCUCCGCAACAGAUGCAAAAAUGAAAAAAAAAAUGAAAAUGAAGCUAUGACGCGCUUCUCACAGAGGCAUGCCAUUGGUUCCCGGCUUUCCGGGAUAAAAGUGAGAAGCUAACAGUUCUUUGAGUGCACCAUCAGGAGUAAUUGGUCCCCAUUAUCCUCAAAAAACUUGCGCACUCAUAACCCUGCGCUUCAAAAAAAUGACGUGAAAAGUCCGAUUUGGUAAAUGUAUGGGGCAGAACUGGUGCCCCAAUUAAUGGAUAGGGGGAGCAGCCUCCCCCCCCCUCCCCCUGUUCCCCUCCUUGCGCACGCCUAUGCCUAGAGAAAAAUCCGCGGUGCGCAUGUCUGUUGUUAUGCGAGCGCCGCCGCUCUCACAGCGGUGACCUCGGUUCCGAACCUCCAUGCCUGAUCUGCUGCUGCUACCGCGAAGUAGGCCCUUCUCACUGUGCAAUAAAUGAACACCACCGUCCGUUCUAUUACACAUA
This is a messenger RNA of Rhipicephalus sanguineus (brown dog tick), 3049 nucleotides long. RefSeq names its product transcription factor Sox-18A. Lineage: Eukaryota; Metazoa; Arthropoda; Arachnida; Ixodida; Ixodidae. The coding region runs from base 349 to 1689 and encodes 446 amino acids. Gene Ontology annotation, biological process: regulation of DNA-templated transcription; cell differentiation; anatomical structure morphogenesis. Gene Ontology annotation, molecular function: RNA polymerase II cis-regulatory region sequence-specific DNA binding; DNA-binding transcription factor activity, RNA polymerase II-specific. The record is from RefSeq and is a predicted model, not a curated record. The transcript has 2 exons.